Molecule: messenger RNA, 9918 nt
Organism: Grus americana (Whooping crane)
Lineage: Eukaryota; Metazoa; Chordata; Aves; Gruiformes; Gruidae
Gene: SPPL2B
Product: signal peptide peptidase like 2B
Exons: 15
Coding region: 81-1874 (597 amino acids)
Biological process (GO): membrane protein proteolysis
Cellular component (GO): lysosomal membrane; Golgi-associated vesicle membrane; cytoplasmic side of endoplasmic reticulum membrane
Molecular function (GO): aspartic endopeptidase activity, intramembrane cleaving
Source: RefSeq, a predicted model, not a curated record
GGUUGCUGGGUUACCCGGUGCGGAAGGGCCCGACCCGGCCCGGUCGGAAACAAAGCGGGCGGCGGUGCAGCGGGCCCGGUAUGGCGGCGCGGCGGGCCCGGCUCCGUGUCUGGCUGCUCCUGCAUCUUCUGCCGCAGGUGUACUGCGAGUAUGGGAUGGUACAUGUCCUUUCAGAGAAGGGGAGCAGCAAAGGAAAAGACUACUGUAUCCUCUUCAACUCUCAGUGGGCCCAUUUGCCACAUGAUCUUGGUAAAGCUUCACACUUGCAACUGCAGGAUCAGACAGCAUCUGUUUUGUGUUCCCCUUCUGAUGUACCUGAUGGGGGAUUUAAUAAUCAAAUCCCCAUGGUGAUGCGAGGGAAUUGCACCUUCUAUGAGAAAGUGAGGCUUGCUCAGAUAAAUGGAGCUCGUGGGCUGCUGAUUGUUAGUAGAGAGAGACUGGUUCCUCCUGGGGGUAACAGAAGUCAAUAUGAAGAGAUUGAUAUUCCUGUGGCUCUGCUCAGCUAUACUGAUAUGUUAGAUAUUGGCAAGAGUUUCGGCAGCUCAGUGAAAGGGGCGAUGUAUGCGCCAAAUGAGCCUGUGCUAGACUAUAACAUGGUGAUUAUAUUUGUCAUGGCUGUGGGGACUGUUGCAAUUGGAGGCUACUGGGCAGGAAGCAGAGAUGUGAAAAAGCGGUACAUGAAGCACAAACGUGAUGAUGGGGCAGAGAAACAUGAUGAUGAAACGGUUGAUGUGACUCCAAUAAUGAUCUGUGUAUUUGUAGUGAUGUGCUGCUCAAUGCUGGUCCUCCUUUAUUUCUUCUAUGACCACUUAGUCUACGUUAUCAUAGGAAUAUUCUGCCUGGCUGCCUCAAUUGGUCUUUACAGUUGUCUGUCUCCCUUUGUAAGAAGAUUCCCCUUGGGAAAGUGUAGAAUCCCAGACAACAACUUGCCUUAUUUUCACAAGCGUCCACAGGUCCGGAUGUUGCUAUUGGCAGUGUUUUGUAUCUCUGUCAGCAUAGUCUGGGGAAUCUUCAGAAACGAAGAUCAGUGGGCCUGGGUUCUGCAAGAUGCUUUGGGAAUUGCUUUCUGUCUUUACAUGUUGAAAACAAUUCGUCUGCCUACAUUUAAGGGUUGUACCUUGCUCCUCCUGGUUCUUUUUGUGUAUGAUGUAUUCUUUGUAUUUAUCACACCUUUUCUAACAAAGACUGGGGAGAGUAUAAUGGUGGAGGUGGCUGCAGGCCCAUCUGAUUCUGCCACUCAUGAAAAGCUCCCAAUGGUCCUGAAGGUUCCGCGACUGAACUCCUCACCGUUGGCUCUGUGUGACAGGCCUUUUUCUCUCCUAGGAUUUGGAGACAUUUUAGUUCCAGGCUUACUGGUAGCCUAUUGCCAUAGAUUUGAUAUUCAGGUGCAGUCGUCCAGAGUCUAUUUUGUAGCCUGCACAAUAGCAUAUGGCAUAGGCCUUCUUGUGACCUUUGUUGCCUUGGCACUGAUGCAGAUGGGCCAGCCCGCUCUCCUCUACUUGGUGCCCUGUACUCUUCUCACAAGCUUUGUUGUGGCUCUUUGGAGAAAGGAGCUUGCAAUGUUCUGGACGGGCAGCGGCUUUGCGAAAGACCUACCUCAGCCUCCCUUGGUGAUAGCUCCUGUCAACUGCCCUGAGCUUCCCAAAGAUAGCAAGGUACCAGCCUCUCAACAAGACACAGAGCAAAUGACCAAUCCUACCCUCCAUGUGAAGGAUCUGCAUGGCCCCAUCUCAGCUGCAGAGGAGCUGGCUGAUACCAACGCAAAGACGGACCAGUCAGAAAUUUCUAUUGCACAGAGUGAGGAACCAGCUGGUCAGAAUAAGGGUGACCUUGAAAGCAAAUGCCUAAAUGCAGAGCAAAAACAGCUGGAAUAAACAAUGUGAUAAGAACUCCUUAUUUUCCUUCACAAACAUAUCCAUAUAAAACCAGUAUGUAUUUAGGACUGGUUUAGUAGUGUUUGCAUUCAUUGAGGAACCUCACUGGGAGUCUGAUCAUCAAAUCCAACGACGAAUGUUCUGCCUCCAGCUUCAGUACAGCUAUACACUUCAAACAUCUUUCUGAAAUAUGGUGCUCUACAAGGGUUCUGAUGUAUGGAUUUCAAUGAUCAUUUUAUUAGUGAAUGCCUUUGACCAUUUUCAUUAUACCGGGGUAGUACUAAGAGUUUUUAUUUACACAGUACUCUGUGCUUGUGUGGCUAUUUUGCUGCUUUAGCAUAGUGUAGAUUAACGUGGAGGAAAAGCAUUGAACAAGUCUGCUACAAUGCUUAGUUGAAAGAAACAAGAUAGGUUUUUAGCACUUUCCCUAUUGUCAUCUUUUACUUUACUUUUCCCUACUUGUCAAAGCCAUUGAUAUAAGGGAAUGCUUUAGUAUAAACUGACAUUCAGGAAAUGCAGAGAAUGGUUAAAUUACCAGCCUCUGAAAGGAUUUAUACUACCGUGGUGCAUUAAAUGCAUCUCUUAACUUUUUUUGUCUUUGUUUUUACUUCCAGGUACCUGGGUUGGCUACUAGUCUAGUUUAAAAGGCAGCACGAAUGGAGCUGCAGGAAGCUUUCUAAGCACUUGUAUGAAUUCUAGGGGCUGUCUCUGAAAAUAAACAGUGUUUUUCACAGAACACUGUCUGGAAGCAAAAGCAUAUUAAGAAUGUUUAAUGUUUUAGAAAUAAAAUACAGGCCAAAUAAGUAAGAAAAUAGGUAGUAGCGCUAUACUAAGCUUAAUAGGCAGCAUUGUCACUGGGAAAAUGUUAAAGUAAAGCAGUAAAAGUUCAUAUGUUUGGGGUUUUGGAGCUUCUGCUUGUUAUUUGUUUAAGGAAUACAAUUGCGAUUUCUAAUUCUGAAGAAAAUAAUCUGGUGUUUUCAUUCCCCAGGGAGCACAUAUGGUGCUAUAGUCAGUUACGAUACAAAGCUACUUGCUGCUCAGUAACUAAUCAACUGCCUCAGUCAUGUUUUAUCUCUGUCCCAAGAGUAGCCAAAGCAUGGCCUGUCAGGUUCUGGAAUGAGGCUGCGAUCUAGCCUAUUAUUUUGUACCUCUUGCUACAUGACAUUGUGAAGGACUAAAUUUGAUAAUUUAAAACUUUCUGGGGUGCAGCUGGUCUUACUUUAUAUUCCUGAAAUUGUGCAUUUUCCUGUAUAACAUGAUUGAGUUUUUUAUGCAUCGACUUUAGUACACAUAGAGGGAUGAUGUGAUUUGCAAAUUAUUCCAUCUAAGAACAUUUGGCUUUAUCAAAGGUGUCUGUUCUACACUUCAAUUGCGAUCCCAGAAAGCCUCAAACACUAAAACUGAAAUAGAAAAUGGAAGUAUUCUAGGAUCCUCGAAUGUGAUUCCAAAUUGCAUGGAAGAAAUACUCUUCAGAGUACUGAGAGCCCAAAAGGUCAUUUUCAAAAGUAUCAUCAUAGUGACAUGAUCAGAGACAAUGCUUUUAAAUUAAGAGUCUCCAGUUGGCAUGUUGAGUUGGAUUCUGAAGGGCUCUCUUUUAAUGUCUGUCUGUUAAAUUUCAGCCAUUGUCUUUUUGGCUAGGUCUUUAAAAAGCUUGCCCUCUGCUUUUUUGGAUGAUAACUUCUGUUUUUUUUCUCUGUUUCACAUUGGGUGGAUAUUAUUCUUUCUCUAGAAUGUAAAAGGCUUUCUGUAAAACCACACUAUGGCUUCAGAGUUUUACCAGCUUCAGCUUAAAGCCUCACACCCUGACUGCUAAGUUGAUUUAAUGGUGAGUUUCUUGAAAGGUUUCCUGAGUCCAAAGGCCUGCGCUACAUUUAAUUUACAAACCACCUUAAUGGAAGAUAGUACUACUAAAGAGAUCUGUUUUUCAAUCAUCUCUUUAAUGGACUAUGCUACUUUUGCCAGCAGUAAUCUGAACCAAUUAUUACUAAUGAAAAGCAACAGAGACAUUUUACUGAAAACUUCAGCCAGCUGGAUUAUGCCUUAAUUUAAGCCAUUGUAUAAGUAUGUAUAUUAAAUUAAGAAAACAAUCUUGUGUUUAAAUAAUGAACUUGACAAAUAGCAAGAAAACAAGUUUGGAGAAUGACUCAAAGUUCUAUUGUUUUUUUGCCUUGAUUGACUUUCAGUCAUAUUGUUAUUUGGAAUAGCUUUUUAUAUACUUAAAAGCCAGUAGCUUUCUGAUGAUGAAGCAUUAUCAUCUACUUGGAAGCAUAUUUUAACAUUUGUUCUCAUAUGUCGUGGGUUAGGAAACAGUUUAGUUCUCAAAUUGUUUAUAACUCAAUUAAAAUGGAAGAAUUCGUAACGCUUGUAGGCAUUUAACAGUUGCUUUGUUCACAUUACAUUCUAGGUAAGUCUGGUUGGAGCACGUGCUUCACCUUGUGUUUCUGGGGGGGUUUUAAGUGUGAUUUGAUUUUAUUUUUUUAAAACUACAAAGAUCACUGCGGGGGAAAAACCAAUAGCUACUUAAUGCAAUAUCUCCAGUUAAAGUAUGUAAACUGGCAGUGGGUUAUGUACUUUGACUAUUCCAGUACUGUACAAAUGAGGUGACUCUGGUGCAUCAGUUCGGCUGCGACUGUUCAGACCCUGAUCCUGGGCAGUUCAACCACUUCCAUCAAAAACCAAGGCUGUGCUUUUUUUUGUCUUUCCAAAACUUCCCUGACCAGCUUAAUGUAAAACUUUUCUAUAGGAAAAUGUGAAGAUGUGUUCAGUGUAGCUGACUGAUUUUAUUUGAUGAUUGCAGAUAUACAUCCUACACCCAACUUGAGUUAAAAUGCUCAAAGUAAUGAAAGUAAUGUUAAAAGUGAAGUUGAUGUGCUUUUUGUUUGUUUCUGAAAACUUGUAUGUGUUCAGGGCAAGCAUUUGUUUUAGUCAAAAAAAAAAAAAAAAAAAAAACCCCAACCCAAAAAAACCCACUUAAAAAUAAAAAAACCACCAAAAACCUCUUUGGAUCACAGUAGCGAGGAUCAGAUUCUUUCCUGGAUUAGAAAUUACUAAAUAUCAGUGUGUUUGACCAAGUGUUUCUUUUUGAUUCUGUCCUCCUGAAGGGUUGCACAAAUGCAGCUGAAAGUAGAAUGCAACCUGAAAGACUUUAUGAAGGGUUACAAGUAAGGGAGAAAUAUCCCAAACCCUCUUUUAAUUUUGGGUUGGGUUGUGUUGGGGUUUUUGUCACAAAUGAAAAGCAUUUUAAGUAUAUAAAAAAGAAACAGAAAAAAAUAUAUUGAAAAAUAUAUUCUGGUUUUACUAGCGGCAGUAAAAAAGAGCACAUCCACAACUGUAAGAAUUACACUUGUGAAAAUAUAUAAUAUUUUCUCUAAACUUGGACAAAUGCCAGAAGACAGAAAAAUCUGCAGCACAGUGUAUUUUCCAGUAGGCUUAUUAACAUGUCUAAUAGCUUAAUUUAGAAAACUGUUGGUUUCAUUUUUUUUUCCUCCCUCUUUUAUAUUAACCAUACCGAAUUUCUUGAACUCUUCAUGUGAUAUCUUGAUCUCAGAUAAUCAGUCAAGCUUUUCCUUCAGAAGCUGCUCUUUCCUCACGGUAGCCCUCAGUAUGUCUCUUGUCAAGAAUGCCUUGCAAGUCUUGAUAGCGUUUUUCAGACAUGCGCGUUUCUGUGUUUCAGAUUUGGUUUUUGCAUCCUGAUGCGUUGCUCAGACUGAGAACAUACCGUGACUGUAACGGUAGUGCCUGUAGACUUCUGAGUCUGCUGGGAAAUAGCACUGACUGUGGAGCCAGAAAGAAACCAGCUAGUAAGCAGUACUGAAAUAAUACUUGGAGAAGCUCAAAUUUAAUGAAUUAAUAUGCCGUUUGGGAGAUGCUGUGUGUUUACCUGCAGCACUUACCUUGUUCUCUAGUAUCUGAUGGGCAACAGAAUGCUUAGAAAAUUUAAGGGUAGUUUUCUACUUAACUACAAACCAUGUUCUCCUACAGAUUCUUGCUUCGAAAGCUCUUUUAAAACGCAAUACUUGGGUCCACGUAUGCUCAGUGUCUCCUGGAUAUUUCACCAUACAGUUUGCAGAACUUUUCCUGGCUAGGCAAUUAAAAAACAAAAAAGGCAAAAAUAAAUUAAAAAAAAAAAAGCCUCUAUUGGGUGUUUGGUAACAGUGUUGCCUUGAAGUAAAUGCUGAUAUGGAGCUAUUUUAGUGCAAGAUCCUGCAGUUUUGUUCUUGUCUGUCUUCUCUUCGGCCCCAUGGUUGGGUAGUGCAUGUAUUUCUGGUUUCUUGCACUACACUGGCUGUACAGAGUGUAAAGCCCUGUAAUAAUUCUUUUUAAUGGAAGCUUUGUUGAUUAUAAAGUAACAAACCAGAGCAUUUCGUAUGUGCUUUCAUCAUUUAGCUUGUUGUUUGUAGUACGUUCAUAGGUAAAUAAGCUGGCUAAGCAGUAAUGUGCAACUAGUGUAUAUUAACAGUGACACGCCUCACGUUGACACAAGUGUUUGAAAUAUAGACAUACCAGCAGAUCCAAUUAUUUGCCCAAAGCCUGCAGAGAGGGUGCCUUUUUCCAUGACAGGUAUAAAUGCUGAUGUUUUGCAAUAAAAUCUGUGGAAGGGCUGUGUCCUCACGAAAGUGAGGACAUUAUUAUUAUUAAGAGAGUCCAGAAGAGAACCGGAACUAUGAUCAGAGGUCCAGAAAACAUCAGCAACAAGGGAAGAUUACUCUUUAGGUACUUUAGAGUAUGAUUUCCCUGCUAGCUGGCAGGAUGUGAAGCGCACAGUCGCACUAACAAAUUCUUUGGCUUUUCAGUUUAGGCACUAUGCCAGUGGUGCAAGGCAGGACGGAGAGGGAAAGGAUAAGAAAAAAGUGAAGGUGGCUCAGAAAGCGUGAGGAGACACUGAAAAAGAAUGGCAAUGGAAGAGUUUGUUCCAGAGAGCUCCAAAACUACUACUACAAAGAGAAGACUUAAGGGCACGCAUGGUAAAUAUCCAAAAAUCUGAAAUGCUACUGCAAAUUGGAAAAACAAAUUAUUUUUUUCUCUUUCAAGUAGGGAUGGUAUUAGAAUGAAUAGAUUUAAACAACAGUAGGAGAAUUUUGGGGCAGCUGGUAGAAAAAUCCGUAAGAAUGGCUCACAAGUGGUUAGCCACGGGAAGCGUACGAAACCUCUGUGGGGAAGGGCUGUUUACAAUGCACGCUGUUGCUGAGCUCGUCCUCUUCUGAGAGUAAAGAAUUUAACCACGUAGACAAGAGCCGUGUCGUGCCACUUGCAGUAGGGGCCAGCGCACAAGCCCUGGGCCCCUUUAGUCCAGGCGUAGUCCGAGGGUCGGGCUUUGUGUCGUUCAGUGCUAUCGUCGCAUGACCUUUAUCAUACGGCAAUCAGUUUAUAACUUAGGAGUGCUGUGAUGGAGUUUGGCAAACGUUGUGCCUGACAAUUCAGAUCUUAUAUUGCAAAGACUUUUGCUAAUUUAAAGAUGAUAAAAUCAUCUGGAAAGAAACCACAUCAAAGCUGCAGUGCUCCUUCUACUGAGAUAAGAACUGUCUUUUUUUAAAUGUAUGAUUAAUUUGUUGAAUAGUAUUGUAUGUUUCUGCUACCCUGGAACACUUUCAGAACAGGACAGCCUUGUGUGUUACCAGAAGCUUCCUUUGGCACUGGCACAAGAGAAUUGUCUCUUCACUGGUCCUCUGUCUUCUACAUUUAUCAGUUAUAUGCUCUUCUGUGAGUGUUUCACCUUUGCCUCUUCCAGUUUUGCAGGUAAAUAUUCAAAUUAUGUGGAGUAAAGAUGAGGUUUUGCAUCUGUAGAUUAGUGAUAGGUUAUAUAUCAUGUGCUUAAAUUGGAUUUUCUUGAAUUGGGAACUAGUAUAUUGUCCAGUCAUCUAUAGUUUCAGGAACUAUUAGAGGACUUCAUGUGAUAGAGCGACUCAGUUUUGUUUCUGUUUUCCUAGCAGCUGCUGGGAAUAUUGCAUCUCUUGGUCCUGUUGUUGAUCUGCUGGUAGCCAAGGGUUAAAAGUGCGUGUGGUCCUGGGAUAAUUUGGAGCCAUCUUCCUUAGCUGAAGGCAGCAUGACAGUUUAUCAGGUUCCUUACAAUACCUCCCUGCAUGUUAGUAUGCAAGUUUGGCUCCAGACGGCAAAUUUCAUCCACGUGUUUAUUUCUGAGAAAUCUUUGAGAUGAUCUGCAGGCUAGAAAUUCUUGGUUGAAAACCGCUUACUGCUGUCCCACGUGCACUGGAUGUUGUGGACUUUCUUCGGGCGUUUAAUGUAAACAUUAGUUAAAAAUAUGUGGAGACAUGGUCUCAAAGUGAACAAGUUCAUCAUAGCUUCUUUGAAAAUUAGUGACUUGAGCUGGUAGGAUGCCCUGCAGUAGCAGAAAAACACCACCUAAUAGUCAAGUACUGCUGAAAGAUUUCCAGUAUUGAGAGCGUGGUGCUCUAUGAGCAGCAGCACCCUGUUCAGUCCGUGCAGUUCGUUCAGCGGUGCUGCCAGGAGAACAGCCCUUCAGCGUUGGGUGGUAUGCAAGAGUCAUAGCUGAUCUUGUUUCCAAUACAAUAACCUUUUCCUUAAGUCAGAAGUUUGCAAAGGAUAGAAACAGCCCUUUUCAUCUUAAAGGUGUAGCUGUAGUCAGGAAAAUGCCAUAAAUCUCCCGCUUUUCCAUUGUGGAUCCGAGCUUUAAAUGGCUGGGACGGUAGGAAGCUGGUGAGGUCUUGGAGGAGCACAAUCGUUGACCUGCAUUUUCCACAGCCCAGGAGGUGGUUGGGGUUUUUUAUUCUGCUCUGACUGAAGUUGUUCUAGUUCACAUUGAACAAAAACUUCAAAACUGGUUCAGGUUUAGUUUGACUGGGGCAGGGGGAACCAAAAACAACCAACCAAAAAAACCCCACAGUGAUGCAGUUCAGUCUGGUUUGGGUCAGAAUCUGGGUUUUUUUCAUAGUUCACAGCGGAGACUUCAAAAGAGCAUGUCACAGAUGUUACCACAGACUAACACGGCAGCAAGCCCGCAUGGGGAGGGAGCCUUACCUCUCUGUAACGGCCAGUUAAUGGCAACAGUCUGCGCGUGCUGGUGUGAACGUCUAUUGCCUGUUUGUCUUCAACUCAUGCUUUGUCACUUGUCCUCUCUAACAACCUUUUGAUUCUCAAACUUUCAUAGAGCCAGCACAGGCUGUGCGAGAGCAAGAAGAAAUCUGUUUCGUAUUAAGCUCCUAGUGCUGUCUGAAAGCGUGCAACUGGGAAUUGGUCACCGUAGCCCAGCCUGAUGCCUGGAUCACGUUGCAUUCAUCAUGGGAGGGGGUCACAUUUUAACACUAAAAAUUAAUCUUUUUGAUCCUAGAGGUCACUGUCAGUAAGCACGAGCUCCAGUACUCUCAGCCUAGCAAUAUAUGAAAGCAAAACCUAACUGUUUAAAGAAAAAUACGGAUUUACAGCCCUAACAAUGGAUGGUCUGCUCAGUAUUUUUAACCAUGUUCCUUCAGAUUCUCCAUCCAGCCCAGCUCUGGAGGAACUGGGGCUCUAGUAACAUCCUAGCAGCGCGCAAGUCCUGUUUGAACGAUGCUAGUGUUACUUUACUAAAACUGAAUUGGUGAUGCUUUGUACAUGGAACAGAUGGGAGGCUGGAGGCAAAAAUUUAGAGUGGUAUAAAGAGGAUUUAUGAGAUGAGAGCAAGAUACCUAUUUGCUUAAUGCUAGUUUCUUGGAUGCUUGAUAGUAGCUGCUUUUAGUGAGGAAGUUUAUUCUUGGGGGGUAACAUUAUAAGUAGAACAGUUUUAAAUGUCUGAUGUCUUUGUGGAAGGACUUUGUAAUAAUGUUCAAAUAAUAGUAUAUAGCCUAGUGUUACGAAGAGUGCAAAUUCUAAAGGUUGUUAAUUUUAGCACUUGCGAAUGCAUACGUUUAACUGCACAUGUACGCAUGAGGAUUAAACUUUUUAAGCUCGUUUCAUACGGUGCUGAGGGAAGGAUUGUUUUGUGAUCAAAAACCUAUGAUAUAUUUUUGGUAUUUUAAGAUCCUCUAUGCAGUUUGGCCCCUUAAUUACAAAUAAAUAAAUAAAGACACAAAAAAGCUGCCCCCCCCCC